Messenger RNA from Ceratina calcarata, 6688 nucleotides. RefSeq lists its product as uncharacterized. Bases 500 to 3208 code for a protein of 902 amino acids. Lineage: Eukaryota; Metazoa; Arthropoda; Insecta; Hymenoptera; Apidae. The record is from RefSeq and is a predicted model, not a curated record. The transcript has 9 exons.
GGUGUCAGUAGAGAUGCCGCGUCCGCGAGCACCGGGUAUCGACGACAACGGUAUCAGUUAGCCCAUCGGGGUGGAUCCAGCCGAAAGUAAGACGAGGGGCGCGUCAGGACGCGGCUGACGCUCGCGCGACCGACGGAGCGUCCUCGACUUCCGUUUCACCCAUUCGAAAACAGUUUCCCAACGCUUUUAUAACUUCUCAUUCGAAUGGAAGCUGUCUAUCAUCGGCGCGAGGCAUGUAAUUUAAGAGAAUCGUUCGUUCAAUCAGGCCGAAGAGUUUCAUCGACGAAAAUCGGAAAGGAAAUCGAGAAUUGAAAGAACGAAAGUGAAAUGGGAAACAAGAGUGCUGGAGAGGAUGCCCGUCAAGAACGCCGUGACGAAACGAGCGAAAUCAGAAAGGCCAGUGGUGAAAUAAAUAAGAAGCAGGCGUGAUCGUGAAAUGAGAGUAUUGGAACCUCGAUUAGAAAACAUUUGAGAGUACCUGGGUUGAAUUGUUUGAACUAUGAAUCGAGAAAACGAACAGCGACCGGUCUCCCAAACCUUUUGCGGGACGUUGCAAAAAGAGCCGAAUUGCAAAUGUUUGGUGCUGUCCGUGUUAAUAUACGGGUGCCUUGCCGCAGUGACGUGGUGUAGAUGCGCGAAUGUCACCAAGGUCGUAUUCAAUUAUUCGGAAUACAGAGUGAUAAACACGAGACACGUGUCUCCCUGUGAGGAUGGCUAUAUUUACAUCCCCGUAGCGUUCAUGGGUAUGCUAUACCUAGUAUACUUGGUGGAGUGCUAUCAUUCACCGAUCAGAAUCGACCUUCUACACGCGGAGGGUCAGGAUAACGUACUUUCGAAGAUAUCGCAGUUGAAAUCGGCACAGCCGACCAUCUGGUGGAAAGCCGUUUCCUACCAUUACGUGCGCCGUAAACGUCAAAUUACCCGGUACAGAAACGGAGACAAUUACACGACGACGCAGGUGUACUACGAGCGGAUAAACACGCAUGCUGCUACAUCCUUCUACUACUAUGACUUCUGCGGCGUUAAAGAUAUCAGCAAAGAAUUGAUUCUCGACCCGAAGGUGCCGAUUACAAAAAUUAAUCUUACCAAAGGGUUCGCUUUUUCGAAUAUGAGAUCGGCUACGGAAUUCGAGGAAGCUAGAUCGAGAUUUUUCGCGGAACAAGAGUUAAGAGACGAUUACAUGGAAAUGAGAGAAGGCCUUGAUCUUGGAUAUAAUCCAAAUCCUACCACUCUGGUAGCCGUUCUCGGCUCCCCAUGGUUCACCAAUCGUUACGUCUACUGGUGCUUAAGCGCUCUCUUACUCAGCUGGCCUUUAAGAGUGAUCAUAGAGUACAAAACACAAUAUGCUGACUAUCAGAUUACCAAACUGUUUGGGAUUAAUUAUGACACGCCUAGUGGAAGUGAACCGAUCCAAGCAUCCAUGAGUCAACAAACCAUCAACCAGCCCGGUUCUUACAUGCUAGCGCCUAGUUACAGCGAAGCUCUCCUAAUGGAUCCGGCACCAGAUCGAUCACAACCGGACACGCAAGACGCGGAUAUAACAGAAAUGGUACCGAGUUACUCAGAAGCGUUACUGUACCAGCGAGCGGAGCAAAGUUACGUAUUAAACCAGGAAAUGAACCAAGAUCCAUGCCAUCAAUUGUCGUCGCGUGAAUGUUCCUGUCCUUGUCACAUCACCGCCACUUCCGGUUUUGAGAUGAACGUGCAAGAAGAAGGGUCGCGGCAAGAACAGUCGAGCGAUCAAACCGGGCAACCGUUGAACGAAACGCGUCCCCCAGGUUGCAUAUUGCUAGGCGAAACAGAGUCCGGGAAAUGUGGGAGUUGCGGGAGAUUCUUGGUCGAGGCGCAACUAGAAAAUUCAGAGAUGUCGAGAAGCGAGUGUAACAUGGAAAAUCCUGGGACCAGCGCGGCAGGGGGCUAUCGGAAUUUCCGAGUCAAUACGAGGAGUUGUACAAUCCCCCGAGAUAUGUCUGAACCGAAUCUCAGAUCGAGGUCGGAAUUGACAGAGACCGAUACGAGGUUCCUUAGAAUAAAUGGACAAAGUUUGCGAAAUAUCGUAGAGAGCGAAGAAGAAUUUAACGUCGAUGAUAGAAUAGGAGAGAUAAGUCAGGGUGAGAUCAGUGAAUCAAGCAGGGGGGAGAAGUUCCGCUUCUCGCUUUGUUCCCUUGACGAAACUAGUUCGAGAACUAGAAAUCCAAGUGCGAGCAGAGGCGCGAUACCAAAGAGAAUAAGCAACAGAAGUAGAGUGAUUGCGAAUCCUAUGUUGAAUGAGAGAAUUACGGAUUCGAAGACGCAUUAUUGUCUGAAGUCGAUACUCAAACAGAAUAAUCGGAGAUACACUCUUAUUAGUGCACGAGAGCUACAAAAUCUUUCUGACAGAGAAGACGAAGAUGUGGAAAGACGCUUGGAGAAUCGAUCGUCGUAUCACGAGGGUUGCACUCCAGUUUGCGCUUCGGUAAACAUCAAAGGAAAAUUGUUGUCGAGAUCGAAAGAGAGCUUAGAUGGAGCUUUGGGCAAACAGAAGAAACAAUUCUUGGGAAAUAUAUCUAUGGAUAAGGACGAAGAGAUGGAAUUGAAGCGUGAAAAUACCAGGACCCUGAUAUUCGCGAGUCCGAUACAAGAGGUUUGCCCCGGAGAUCCAUUCGAAGGAAAGAACGUAGUGCAGACAAGACAAGAAGUGGAUUCUGCCUCUACCGAAGAGUCCUCAGGUCAUACAGUUUUCACUCAACUUAGUCGAUCUUUAACGUGCGACCGGAAAUCGACCCGACGUCGGUACCAAGAAUUCCGACGUCAACGUUACCCAGACACCUCCCAUCCCUCUUCCUUUACUUGUCCAUCCGAUCGCCAACACCCUUAUCCAUACGCUCUUUCAACAUCCACGGACGCCGUCGACGACAUAGAUUUCAACAAUAAAAAUCAAACAUCGGUUCGCGUUUAUCAGCACGGAGCGUCUUUUCCACCGUACGAAGGCUCAAUGCCUAUUCACGCCGAGAAAUUCGCUGACGAAGCGAACUCGGUAGGCAGAAUCAUCACUACAAAUGGUUUCAGUCCGACGAACAAAGGAGAGUUAACCCGUUCGUUCACGGAACGACGGAUGAAACCGGAUAAAGGUAACUCUAACUUCCGUCGAAGUUUCACCGGUAGAGUCGAGGAUUACAGAACGGAGAACAACAAGUGGGCAAACCUGAACAUGGAGACAUCGUUAUAACGAAGGGAUGCGAGGUAAUGAGUGUAAAUAUCCGUCCUGAUAAAUUUAUUCCAUCUUGUAAAUACGGCAUAAAUGCGAUUUGCACAGACCAGCCUUUGCUUCAAAUCUAGAAAGCUGUUUUUCUUUUCGGACGGAAGACGUUAGAACGUGAAACACUGUCGAUACUCGAUGUUGCCAGUAAGAGAUGUAGUAUGGAAUUUUAACACGUUAACUAAGUACUUAAUGCUGUACUAGUCAUCGAAGCAAAUGUGACGUAAAAUAGCGUAUUACAGGUGAUAAGGAAUUGUUCAACUAGUCAAAAUUGAUCGGAGAUGCUACGAAUAUAUAAUUUUUGACGCUGGUACGAUGAUAUGAUUAAUAAUUGAUUGGAACGGUUUAAUUAAUUCUGAGUAGUAGCAUUCAUUAAAUGCCUUUGUGAUAGUAAAAAGUGUUAAAAACAUUAUUUUUUUUGCGUAACGCACCUUGCUAAGAUGCCGUCAAUUAUUAUACACGUCUCUGAGGUCAACUGGGCAUGUUUAGACUUUUUUAAAAAUUAGUUGUGCUGCGAUCAUUGAAGUUCACGAAAAAUAUACAAUGAAAAUAGAUUUUUUGUUCAUAAAAGUUAUUUUAUUUUUAUUUAUAGCACGUAUAAACGCGCGCUCAACUUGCAGCACAACUAAUUAAAACAAAAAUCGAAACUUGCGAUGCUGACUUUAGACACGUCAAUUAUACGCACAGUUUUCGCGUUAGGCUUCAAUCAGAAAUGAUGUCAGAGAGUCGACACGAAAUUCGGAAAACAGAAAUCAUUUUUUAAACUAAUACGUAGAUGUUUAUAUUCGAAAACUAUAAUUCUCCACGAUAAAGUACUUCGGUUGUUAAAACAACACUUUGUUAAUCCGUUGUUAUAGUAAAGCAGAGUGUCUUGGAUACUCUGAAUAAUGUUAGACGCGCACCAAUUUAAUAAGUUGCUAUUGCGACUGGGUGUGCAUAACAAAAACAAAAACGAGAGCUUCGUUUUAAUUUCGACCCAUUGCCUGAGGGCAUCCCCUGACCCGUACCGCGCGGUCCUUUCGUACCAUAAAAAGAAACACGCUCGCUCAAACGUAAGUAGAAAAGCACGUAAAUUAAUACUUUGCGUAGUAAGCAAAACACGUUAAUGAAAAUCGAGAAGAGAAAAUCCGUGCCGAAAAACGAUUGAAAGUCUUCGCUUUUCCGUGCACAUAGAAAUACAAAGAAAGAACUAUGUAUAAGUAUAUUAUACAUAUAUAUAUAUAUAUUACGUAUAUACAUAUAUUUUUGUCUACAUGUUUGCUCGCUGCAACAGAGAAGGAAAAGGCUAUUCGUAAUUCGAAUCGUUUUUACCGGUCCCUCGGCAUUUUGACCGAACAUACUUUGUAUUUAUUAGACGAUAUACACACGUAAUAUACAUAUUAUUGUAAUAUUACGACGAGGAAACAAAACGCACCAUUAAUGCUUUUAGGUCGAUAUUUUUCAUAUUAAAGUAUACUGAGAUAAUGUGUAUCGAUGCCAAUUUCUGAUCAUGAUAAUCAUGAUUGAUAGAGAUCAUUACAUUACUCAAAGAUAAUCGUGGUGUAAUUAAGGUCCUCAGGGAGCGAGAGAACAAAUAGCAAUAUUCAAUUUUGUAAACAGAACUGCAAAUUUCAAAUUAAAAAUUUGAAUAUGUGAUAUUAAAACUGAUUAACUGUACGUAUUAUACUUUAUCUGUUUUAUAAACCGAGAAUGUAGAAGAUGUUUAAAAGGAGAAGUCCACUGAGUGAGAAGAGCAAUGAGGAAUUUAAUUAUAUCAUGACCACUCUUCACUGUAAGUAGAUUAAUUAGAACUCUCGAAUUUGUAAUAUGUGCAUGUGUGUGUACGUGUAUAUUGACACAGAUGUUCGUCCUUGACAACACCAGUAUUAAUUAAGCGCUAUUCGUCAACCCGUUCGAAUCCAUUUCUUGGCCAAACAACGAUUAAUUCUGUUCUAUUCUCAAUCAAAAUUAAAAUCUAUAUAAUGGGUAGUUAGUGCUAUUCUAGUAUUCAGAAAAAUAGCCCGUUUGUGACCUAUUCAUUUUGAAUCACUGAACGUUCCACUUUGCGACAACUUCCGCGAAAUCAUAAUAUACGUAUUUUCGGUUUUCGAUCACCGAAAAAUCACGCGACGCACGCAUAUUCGCGAUUCAAACCGCCUUUCCGAAUAAUCUGAGUAUCACUGACAAAGAGGAUGAAACGACGUUAUUUAUUACGCGUCCAAUUUGCACGCGAAAUUUAAAUGAAAAUAAUUAGACUCAUACAAGAAACGGACGUGCGUACUAUAUAACGAGUGCAUUGUAAACUUGUUCACCGACGAAGCAUGUGAUAACAGAACUCCAUCACAUAUAAGUAUUAAGAUAGGGUCACCAUAUUUUCCUCUUAAGGGAGGUGGAAAUGAAAUUUGAUAGAAAAAAGAGGACGUAUUUUAAUUCAUUGAGUCUGCACAAAAUAAUAAUAAUAAUAAUAAUAAUUUGAGCAAACGUGCGUAAAAUAAAAACCAUUUCUACAUAUUAUUUGAAACAUCCGGCGGGACUGUUUAAAGUCUAAAAAGCAAAAUAUGUUCAGGGAGGACGCAUGGUGACCUUAAUUAAGACAUCUCUCAGGAUAAUGCGCGCGAAUUAUAUUGUUUUAAGUUUAACACGAACAACAUUGUCAAUUUUCUAUUUUGCAUACCGUAGUAUGUUCGAUAGACUAUUUUGCAGAAAAACAACAGAGAAACACUUCGCAUAUAUAGGAUCGGAUUUUAUAACGUAAAGUAAUGCAGUAUUUAAAUUUAGAACGUUUAAAAAAUUGUUCGCAGCUAGCUGAAUUUUUUCAAUAUUAAUUGCAGUUCGAGUGACUUGAAAAAAUUCUGAUGUUCUUCUGGUGUUCUAACAUGUCUUUGACUUUUUUCGCCAAUCUCCAUCUACUAGCGAUGCCAAAAAUAUCGAAAAUUGUCAAAUCAAUCGAUUGACUUCUCAACGAAUGAAUUUCAAAGCUCAACAUUUUUUUGCAAGUUUUUUUUUCGAGAAGCUUUCCCAGAGGCACACUUCACGUGACGUGAAGAAGGUUCAUCAUAAAUAUAAUUAUUAAUUGAUAACGAAUUAUUACGUCACAUGGUAGCGAUCACAGACGAUAAAUCGUUUUAUCGAAUAGGAUACACAUUAGCAUGGUUCAGCGUGAAAUUCGAAAGCCUUUGUUCCAACGAAUACUCGGAAAUACCCAUGCCGUCUCAGAAAAGUGCUCUUCUAAAUAAAAAAUUGUUGUUAUACGACGAAUUGUCUAUUAUUACGUGACAAUUGCGAACACGCAUAUAUGUGAUUACACACAAGCAUAUUUGUUCGCGCGGAAAGCCUCUGAUUAUAUAUCGCUGCGUAUAUAAUUAUGAUUAUGAUUACUGAUAAGUACGAUAUAUAAAUAAUUUCUGUAAGAAAAGCCAAAAAAAGCAAACAAUAUGAUUAUAGUACAAUAAACGUUGAUAGGAAAAUGAA